This is a messenger RNA of Mycena citricolor, 367 nucleotides long. The record is from the annotation of a GenBank genome assembly. Lineage: Eukaryota; Fungi; Basidiomycota; Agaricomycetes; Agaricales; Mycenaceae.
GCUUCCUCCCGGUUUGAUCCUCGCCAGCGCUCUCCUUGACGCGGCGCCUUUUUGGAGGUCGUGACCGUAAAGCAAUAUUCGAAGCUGGUCCACACUCAGUAAAGCUGGUGCAGGUAAUGCUCUGCGAGCUUGUCGCUGCAAAAGACAAGCAUCCCUGCACGAGAAGGGAUUGAGAGUGAUGUCCGUGUCAUGGGCUACAUGACAUCAUCAAUCCGGAUUAUUGACUUGGCCCUCACCGAAAGAGACUCUGUGUUCUCCAACCGUCACAAGCCAAGUUGAUGCAAGCCCCUGCGAAUCGAGGCAUGAUAAUCUCUGGAGGAAAUCGCCGUCCUGAUGUCGUGGUAGUGAACGCGCGAGCACCCAACGC